AUGUACAAUGUCUUUCAAGGCGCACGCCAACAGCUCACAGUCGACAAGAGACUCGCUGUCGAAAUCACCACUUUCGCGUAUUACUUUAGCGGCGUAACACCAGUCAACAGUUUUGGACUCGUACCAUACGCCAAUAAUAUCAUUUUGUUGCAAAAUGCUUACAAAUUUUUGGAACUUUGUAUUAACAAGAUGCAUAUUUUCAUACAAAAUGUAGCGCAACCGGAAACCAACAAUGAUGUUGCAACCAAACAAUAUGUGGAUGAGCGUUUCGCAAAAUUUGAGACUGAUAGUAUAAACAACAUUGCGCGUAAACACUACGUACAGGAUAAUGCUCUUUGUCUGACUGCUGAUCGUAAGUUUUUUGACGCAAAAGGAAUUAAAAUACGACAUGUACCAUGGCCGGAAGCUAUAAGUGACGUUGCACAUAAAAAUUAUGUGGAUGAGAAUGUGAGAAAGUGGAAAGAGCAGUUCGGAAAGUAUGUGGCAGAGAACAUUGAAACGUUGAAAGAUCGAUUGGAAGAGGAUAUUAAAACGUUGAAAGAUCAAUUGGAAGAGAAUAGUAGAAUGUUGAAAACUGGACAAAUAGUAAUCGAGAUGAAAAUCAGACAGAGUAUAAAUGCUCUUCAUCAAAACAUCAACCUACGUGUCAUCGUGCGCGAGUACGACGAUCUGUGGCAGGCUGAUGUGGUAGAGAUGCGUCUUUACGCGCGAUGCAACAAUGGUCAUCACUAUAUACUUACGGUUAUCGAUGUGCUUAGCAAGCAUGCAUGGGCCGCACCUCUCAAGACUAAGAGUGGAAAAGAAGUAGUCGAUGCUUUCGCACAGAUAAUUCGAAAUGACGGUAGAUGCUCGAAGAACCUCCAAACCGAUCAGGGCAUGGAAUUUUACAACGCUGAUGUGCAGAAACUUACAAAGAAACACAGCUACAACAAACGUAAGCACCGAACCAUCGGUAUACGUCCUAUCGAUGUGACUCCAGCGAUUGCGGAAAAACUUCUGAGUACAGUGUACAGCAACGUAAAAAUCGCAGCGCCUACUAGAUUCAAAGUUGGUGACCAUGUACGUGUUAGCAAAUUCAAGACUGUCUUCGAGAAAGGUUAUACACCGAACUGGACAACUGANGUGUUUAAAAUUGUGAAGGUGCAGCGUACUAAUCCGGUUACUUAUCUGCUGAAAGAUUCUUGUGGAAAGUCUAUCGCUGGAGGAUUUUACGAAUAUGAGUUGCAUCGCGUUGCUAAUCCUGACGUAUACCUCGUGGAAAAAGUGUUGCGCAAGAAAGGUGACAAGGUUUAUGUGAAAUGGUUAGGAUUUGACAAUUCAUAUAAUUCAUGGAUAAACAGGGAUAAUGUGUUGUAAAAAAUAAGUUUUAUUAUAACCUUUUGUAUUACAAACAAUAUAUAUAUGUCUUAUUC
Messenger RNA from Dinoponera quadriceps, 1412 nucleotides. RefSeq lists its product as uncharacterized. The coding region runs from base 1 to 1356 and encodes 451 amino acids. The transcript has 5 exons. Gene Ontology annotation, biological process: DNA integration. The record is from RefSeq and is a predicted model, not a curated record. Gene Ontology annotation, molecular function: nucleic acid binding. NCBI's taxonomy places the organism in Eukaryota, Metazoa, Arthropoda, Insecta, Hymenoptera, Formicidae.